UUGAAAUCACAAACAUGAUGAGAGUCCUGCUGCUCACCAGUCUUCUCCUGACAGGUGCGAGGUGCAAAAAGGACGUGUUUGUGUACAGCACAGUUGGAGGAGACGUUCUUCUUCCAUGCAUGGUGUCCUCAGACUGCUCCGCCAUCUCCUGGACCUUCUUUAACAAAGGCACGGACGUGCGGUUCGUCCAUGAGGUCGUCAAUGGGAAGGUGACGGCCGAUUCAGACAAAUCCAGCCGUAUGACCUUCACAUCCAACUGCUCCAUCAGCCUCCGCAACCUCAGGGUGCGGGACGCUGGAUCCUACGUCUGCCUGAGGAACGACCAGCCUGUCACUGACGUUUACCUCUCCCUCCUCACAAUCUCGUCUUUCUCCACCUUCACCGACCUCCAGCCUGGAGGAAUCCUCUCCCUGACCUGCAUCUUCUUCACUUAUUAUGACGCAGGGAGCUGCAAGUCAUACUCAAAGAGCGUGUUCGGCCUGAGCUGGGUGGAUGAGGAUGGGAGAAAGCUGCCCAACAACAGCAGGUACAACCUGACCAGCCACACUCGCUGCAACAUCACUCUGGUGACAAAACUCCAGAAGGACGACAACAACAGGAGGUGGAGGUGUCUGGUGAACACCACAGAGAACAGCAGAGCCGUGUUUCUGGACUUCAGGUCUGCCUUUUUGUUCCAAAAUAAUGAUGAUGACAGCCUGAAUCCUUCGGUCACGGCGAUGUGUCAGGUGAAGCUGCCCAUCAGCCGCAUCGUGCUCUGUGUGGCCCUCCCGAUCAUGGUGACCAUAGUGGCAUUCUUCACAUGGAAGUCGGACCGCGAGAGGGCCAAAGCAUCAGCAGAAUCCUUCAUGCUCCACGAGAUCAACUGACCGUCCAUCACUGCAGGAUUUUUGUAGUAUUUUCACUUCUCUGGCCCCUUUUCAAUCAUCACAUCCUCAUGGAUCCUGUAAGAGAAUACUACUACAGUUAUGUUGCAGUAUUGUAUUAUUAAUGACAUAUUUUGCAUGUAUGCAAAAAAAAGGUUCUUGUUGUUUUUUAGUUCUUUGUUUGUUUGGUUUUUUUGAUUUGUUUUUACUGCUGAAAUGUGUAAAAAACGUCGCCUGGAUGCGAUCUGUUGCUAUGUUGCGUUGUUUUAAAGCCUGUAUAGAUCUUUCAGCACUGAUGGUACAUUUCCAGAUGUGCAAGCCGCCGGACCAGGGGCAUAAUCAGACCCAACCAAUAUAACCCCCCAAUAAAAUUAUGAAUUAUCUUGCAUAAAUAGGCUGUUGAUUUUCUUUACUGAUUUCAGGUAUUACCAGCA
Messenger RNA from Maylandia zebra (zebra mbuna), 1297 nucleotides. RefSeq lists its product as uncharacterized. The record is from RefSeq and is a predicted model, not a curated record. NCBI's taxonomy places the organism in Eukaryota, Metazoa, Chordata, Actinopteri, Cichliformes, Cichlidae. Gene Ontology annotation, molecular function: protein tyrosine kinase binding; MHC class II protein binding. Gene Ontology annotation, biological process: interleukin-15-mediated signaling pathway; positive regulation of ERK1 and ERK2 cascade; T cell activation. Gene Ontology annotation, cellular component: external side of plasma membrane; membrane raft.